AAGUAGGUAUGUAGUUCAUUACUAUCUCGUAAAGUGAAAUUUACGAAGGCUAGUUUCACCAUGACCACAUGCGUUUCAAGCCCAUCCUGUUUCAGCUAUUCAGAAAUUUCAUUUGAUAAUCAGAAUUGGACACUUACCAUGAUAGAGGAUUGUCUCUCGACUUUCCAGCUUCCACUAGAAGUCAUUUUUAAUACCAGCUAACGAUAUUACAGUAUAAUAUACAGUACAAUAUUGUUGCAAAGAGUGUCAGUGACUCAUACUCUGUGGUUUCUAUCUCGUUCCCUCUGUAUGAUUGCAGGACAGCGGCCUGCGUUACAGCUAUUUUCUUAUGUCUUCAGUUCUCGAUAUGGUUGAAUAACCAUCCCGCUCUGAGGGUGUCCUAAAUCUAUUGGUUAGAUCGUUGUUUAUAUUGACGUGAUUAAUCUAUCGUAUGUUUUGUCGUCACGAGAUAGAUUUUGACACGGGCGACCAACUACUAACAAGCACACGGUCGUAUUCGCGAAAGAGCGACUUGGCCGCUUUGUAGAUUACAGUCAUAUGUUGCUGAUCUAAUGCCAGGAAGACACCAGGCAGACACCCUCGAGUGGCAUGAGUAGUAUCUAGGAAUGCAGGAGGAUUCCAAAGUGGAGAAAAUAUUAGGUUCCAAUUACUUAUUUCCAUUCUUCUGUUGGGCUGCCUCGUCAGUAAACCAUGAAGCAGACGGAAACACAAUGCUGUAAAGAGUUGUCUUCAAGGCCUAAAAUAAACAAUAUCGCAAGAUUUCUCUGAAUGGUAUAAAAGAGCAAGCAACAUGCAGACAUCAAAGCCUGACGAGUGCGAAGUUUGCCUGGAUUUGUUUAAUGGUAAUGACAAAAGGCCUCGGGUCUUCCCCUGCGGCCACACCUUUUGUUCGCUCUGCAUCGAGAACCUUCUCCAAAAUGGCUCGGUGACCUGUCCAAAUUGCCGCGUCCAACACCGUGCCUCGAACGUCGCCAUCUUCCCGGUUGUGUUUAUCUUGGAAGAUUUCAUCAAGAAACGUAAUCCCAGCACAACUGAAAGACUAGCCGCUGGACAACCUCCUUGGAAGAGAUUCGGAAAGAAAAUCGCUAAAGAAAAGGAAGAACAAGAGGCGUCCUUUCGCAACCUUAGAAUCGCUUACAAGGCCAAGUAUUCUCAACUAGACGAUUACGCCGCUUGCCUUUAUGAUUGGGAGUGCCAACAUCAGGAACUCGAUGCCAAACUUCGUGACGUGCUCGAGAAGCAGAGGAUUAUAAAAUUGAUGCUGGAAGAAGAGAAAAGAUUGGUAAAAGCACAACAGCACGAAGCCGGGAACCACAAAACUGCUGGACGUAGCAGUAGAAUCACUAGAAGCAGCAACCGAUGCAGGAACUGA
Penaeus indicus is the source of this 1372-nucleotide messenger RNA. Its product is annotated as RING finger protein nhl-1-like. The transcript is spliced from 3 exons. The record is from RefSeq and is a predicted model, not a curated record. Bases 791 to 1372 code for a protein of 193 amino acids. Lineage: Eukaryota; Metazoa; Arthropoda; Malacostraca; Decapoda; Penaeidae.